CUCGGGGCGGCGGUGGCCGGGGGAGGUGGUGAGGCAGCCGGGCCCAUCCUCUGCUGGCGGCGGCGGCGGCACCGGCACCAUGUACGGCUUCGUCAAUCACGCCCUCGAGCUGCUCGUCAUCCGCAACUACGGCCCCGCCGUCUGGGAGGACAUCAAGAAGGAGGCGCAGCUGGAUGAAGAGGGACAGUUUCUGGUCAGAAUAAUUUACGAUGAUUCCAAAACUUAUGACCUUGUUGCAGCUGCAAGCAAGGUCCUCAAUCUAAAUGCUGGGGAAAUUCUUCAAAUGUUUGGGAAGAUGUUUUUUGUGUUUUGUCAAGAAUCUGGUUAUGAUACAAUUCUACGUGUUUUGGGCUCAAAUGUCAGAGAGUUUUUGCAGAACCUGGAUGCUUUGCAUGACCACCUUGCUACUAUUUACCCGGGUAUGCGAGCCCCUUCCUUUAGAUGCACUGACGCGGAGAAGGGGAAGGGACUCAUUCUGCAUUACUAUUCUGAAAGAGAAGGUCUGCAGGAUAUUGUCAUUGGAAUCAUCAAAACAGUAGCUCAACAGAUCCAUGGUACAGAAAUAGAUAUGAAGGUUAUUCAACAGAGAAAUGAGGAGUGUGACCACAUUCAAUUUUUAAUUGAAGAGAAAGAGUCUAAAGAAGAGGACUACUAUGAGGACCUUGACAGAUUUGAAGAAAAUGGUACCCAAGAGUCUCGCAUCAGUCCUUAUACUUUCUGCAAGGCAUUUCCUUUCCACAUCAUAUUUGACAGAGAUCUGGUGGUCACACAAUGUGGCAAUGCUAUAUACAGAGUCCUUCCACAGCUACAGCCAGGAAAUUGCAGUCUGUUGUCAGUUUUCUCCUUGGUCCGGCCUCAUAUUGAUAUUAGCUUCCAUGGGAUCCUCUCCCAUAUCAAUACAGUCUUCGUACUGAGGACUAAGGAGGGGCUGUUGGAUGUGGAAAAGUUGGAGUGUGAAGAUGAACUGACUGGCACAGAAAUCAGCUGCUUACGCCUGAAAGGGCAAAUGAUCUACUUGCCUGAAGCAGACAGUAUUCUCUUUCUUUGUUCACCAAGUGUGAUGAACUUGGAUGAUUUAACCAGAAGAGGUUUGUAUCUGAGUGAUAUUCCAUUGCAUGAUGCUACCCGUGAUCUAGUUCUUUUGGGAGAGCAGUUCCGAGAGGAAUAUAAACUGACCCAGGAGCUUGAAAUCCUCACUGACAGACUGCAGCACACACUGCGUGCACUGGAAGAUGAAAAGAAAAAGACAGACACGUUACUGUACUCUGUUCUGCCGCCAUCAGUGGCAAAUGAGCUGAGACACAAGCGCCCUGUUCCAGCCAAGCGCUAUGACAACGUCACCAUUCUUUUCAGUGGCAUUGUGGGAUUCAAUGCCUUUUGUAGUAAACAUGCCUCUGGAGAAGGAGCCAUGAAAAUUGUCAAUCUUCUAAAUGAUCUUUACACAAGAUUUGAUAUUCUGACUGAUUCACGAAGGAAUCCAUUUGUUUAUAAGGUGGAAACAGUUGGGGACAAGUACAUGACAGUGAGUGGUCUACCAGAGCCUUGCAUGCAUCAUGCACGAUCUAUCUGCCACCUGGCUUUGGAUAUGAUGGAAAUAGCAGGCCAAGUUCAAGUAGAUGGUGAGCCUGUACAGAUAACCAUAGGCAUCCAUACUGGUGAGGUAGUCACAGGUGUCAUAGGUCAAAGGAUGCCACGGUACUGUCUCUUUGGAAAUACCGUCAAUCUAACAAGCAGAACAGAAACUACUGGAGAAAAGGGAAAGAUCAAUGUCUCCGAAUAUACUUACAGGUGUCUUAUGACACCAGAAAAUUCAGAUCCUCAGUUCCACCUGGAGUACAGAGGUCCAGUUUCUAUGAAGGGCAAAAAAGAGCCAAUGCAGGUUUGGUAUUUGUCCAGAAAGAGUACAGAGACAGAGGUAUGAGUAACUAGAGUGUAAUUUUGGGUUUUUUUUUCAAACAUAAACAUUAAAAAUUUAAUGUAAACCACGGAGAUUCAUUUACAUUUGCAAAACUAAAUGUUCCAUAGAAAAAAAUGAUGAGUUUUGUGCAACACUCUUUCAUUAACACAUUUAUUAUCUUGACAGUACUUGAAAAUCCUUGAUUAUUUGUCUUUGCAGUUUGUGCAGUUCCUGAAAGAAUACUUCUGAUUUCAAAAAGUCCUUGAGGGAAUGCCAAGUGUUUAAAUAUUUAUAUCUCCCUCUUACAGAUUUCUGCAGUCUACUAGGUUUUGCAAUAUAAUGUCGGUUUCUGUUUAGCUGACAUGUCUGGUUAUCAGCACUUCAAAAUUUGCCAUUUGCUUUCUUUCAGUGAGUGAAAAAAUGUGCCUUCAAAUAUUUAGGCAACAGUCAAGCAACUAUUUGCAAGCAGGUUCACACCUGAUUAGUAUGGGGGUCUCUUAACCCCAGAUGGCACCUGCUUUUUCAGAGACUGUUGCAUGGCAGAGGUCCCACUUUGGAAAUACACAAAACUAUUUUUUGUAAAUGGCAUAUCAGCUUAAGUCCUCUUCUCAAAAUGAGGUAGGGUAAAGCUCUUCAAGCACUGAGGGACCUUAAAGCUAAUGCCUCAGUUUCAGAAUUCUGGGCAUGUAUUAUCCAGAAAUUCAGUAAAAACCAAUGAGAUCUAGGCUCAAACUGUAGACUUAGACAAUGAGGUUACAGUAUGCCAGCUGCUUUGCCAUAGAUGAGCAGGUGCAUACAUUCCAUCCAUUGUCAACAGGAAUUAAAAAAAAAAGUAAUUUACAUAGCUUGAAUUUUGCCCUGAAGUAACACAGAAAGAAGGAGUUUUCAGAUAAUGUAUUUAAUCUUAAAAACACACUUGACUAAAAUAAUGAAAGUCAUCAGUUACCUUGGCUGAAAUAAUUCUUAUAGGUCAGAGGAAAUUAAUUAUGUGUCUGAAUGCUCAUGUACUUCUGAAAUUGUAAUUUAGACUGUUAAACUGUUUAGGCUUUUUUAGGAGAUCUAAUCCAGAUUUAUUACUAUUGGUACUCAAGUAUAUGAAUAUUGACUUUUUAAUAGUAACUCCCAGUAUUAACCCUCCUGUACUUUAACUCUGUAUUUUAAUUCUGUAUUUUAAUAUAUAUUACUUACAAUUAUAUUCUGGGUGCCACUUUUGAAAAUACUUUUCUAUUCUUAUUCUACAGUAAGAUAACUAUAAUUUCACAUGGCUACCAUUAUUUCAAAUCUAUUGUUCUAUUUAAAAUAUAUUUUAAUUAAACACCUUUUACUUUUUUUUCACAUUAUAAAUGUUGUAGCAGGGCACAUUAUAAUUUUAAAUGUAAAUUUCAGAGAGGUACUGAGUCAGGUGGGUAUUUUCCUUGUUUCAGCCUAACACAUGUUUAAUAUGAAUAUAUGAUUCAGGUAGUUUAAGACUUUAAAUAUUGCAAUUGCUUUUCAGAGGUCUUGUACAACAGCUAGUUUUGUUAAUCCUCACAGCAGUCCUGAGAGACACUUGCUGAUAUUAUUAUCCAGUAAUUGAGCUUUGUAGAGGGAGACAUGGGGGCAGGAAUAAACCUGACUGAGAAAUAGUGAGCUUGAUUUUCAGGAGCACUUAUGACUCACAGUUUAAGCACAAUCAAAAAGUCUUUCUAAUUUUGUUAGUUUUUGUUAAUUCUGAAAUUCAGAUAUAGAUGUAAUUCUUAAGAGACAUAAGGACUUCUCCCGAGACAGGUAUCUUCUAAAUUGUACUAAGUUUGGGAGCAUAGGAGAAUAGAAAAAUACAGUGAUGUGAUGAUGUGAGCUGAUAAUAAUUUUGUCAGAGGUGAUUUUGAAAAGUGAAAGAAUCUAUUCCUCUAACCUUUUGAUUCUUUUUCACUCCCUGCACAAUUUCAUCUGUCCAUACACAAAAAAUGCACAAAGUUUUAUUCUUUUAACAUUUUUUGAACUGUUCACAGUUUCCGCUGUGAAGGUACUAUUCAUGUUUUUUUCUGGAACUUUAUAGGCUCUGCAUAAUAGUUUUAAUCCAAACUAUUUAAUCCAAAUAGUUUUAAUCAGUAAAUUAAAUAACCAUUUUUUAAUGUUUGAUCACUUUAAAGUAAUCACUUUGCUUUAUGCACACAUGUAGUCUUGGUUUUCUUUCCAGAAGUUUUUCAGAAUGCUGAUGUAUUAUUGUGUGCAGUGCCAUUUAUUUCAGGGGACUGUACAUAACAAUAAAUAAGGGCAUGUUAACAUAUAUUCAGAAACUAUAUGGUUAACUUCCUGAAGGGUCACUCCAGAAUAUUAGAAUAUUGCAAGAAGUGGCAUAUAGAAGUACGCACAAAAAUAUUUUUUAAAUCAUCCUGAAUAUACUUCUGCUAAUUUUGCUUUUACUGUGAAGUGUUCUACCUCCAAUAUCUUCAAUCUAGAAUUGAUGCACAUUAGUGAUGUAUUUUUCUUUUCAUUAUAUCCAUUAGAGAGUUACUAGCUCAGCAUUUGCAGCCCUAUCAGCAUGAUAUUUUAAGGACAUGGUGAAGAAAAAGGACAAAAUAUUUACAGAUGCCAUAAGAGAUGUGAAACCAAGGCUUAAAAUACGCUUUUGCUCUGCUAGACCAGUAGAAAAUGAUAGGGCUGAAGCAGCUCAGCAUGCCUCAGUCUUGAUUCCUGGCUUGACAUCUCUAAUACCAGUCCCCAUGAGCAGCAGUUACUUCUGAGAAAGACCUAAUUUACAAGAAUAAGUAUUGGUUUGGAGUGCUGCUCUUUCACCUUUUUUCUCUGAUGUCUCUUCCAUGCUACCAGUUCAGCAAUAAGUAGAACAGUAUCAGAAACACACACAGAACAAAGCAACUGUAACCAAUUAUUCAUUUUGCAUCUGCUUGUUUGCAUGUUAUAAGAUUAAUUAUUACUGUCUUCAUUAUUUUAACAGAGGUUCAGCUGAAGUUUCUCUCUUGAGAAACAGAUUUGUUGUAAAAAAUAAAUCUUGCUAAGAGCCUCAGAUGUAUGACUGUAAUUGUACUCCCUCUCCAGUUUUUAAUAUCUUUCUGUUCUGCCCUGUUCCCACAUUACUGGUGGGAACAAAUUGAAAUAUCUCUGGCAGAGCUGGUAAUUCACCAGGAAUUGUUUCAUUCCUACAUACAAUGCAUUCAAAAGAAAUACAUGCACCACCUAUGCACUUUGGUUUCUUUAAUUUUUGUUAUUUACUGAUGCUGAUUGCAAGUUGUAAAAUGUAUUUUGUCACUGCAUUAACCCACCAUGUUAUUGCUUCAAAGAAGAUUCCUUAAUUCUCAAAUUCUGCUUGCAUGCUCUCAAGGAAACAAAGCAAGAUGCUUUCUGAGCUGAGGGAAGAGGAAGAGGACGCUGAAUAGGGUGCAAUACUGUCUCCAAAUAGGGUGCCAGGCAGUAAGGUUAUGUUAUGAAUGUUCUUUCACAUUAUAUCUCCCAUUGCCAUGUGUAAUACCAUUGUCUUUUGCCCUACUUCUGAAGUCAUACUUAACAUUUUUUCCCAGGCUUGCUUGCUAAUUUUUUGUCCUUAUUGUUUGGUACUGUUAUAUCUCUACUAUGAGCAUGUAUUUCAAGCUUUCCUUUUUUUGAUAUGCAUUUUUGCAUGUCAGUCAUGUGACCAUUCCAACCACCAGAUAAUAUUGAAUGAAACCAUGUAGUAUGCACGCCACAGCUAACCACUUCAAUCUGAUGCUUCACAUCUUCAUCUUCAUCUCUGAAGUACUAUGGUUAUGUGAAUUGAUGACAUUUCUGGAAAGAUAGGUAUUUCAGUUGAUAGGCAGAACAAUGAACCUAAGGAACUAUAUUUAAAAAAAAAUACCUAAAGCAGCAUUACAAAAAUUAUUGCAUAAAUAGUGUCAGAUUUAGUUCUGCUAUUACCAUGCUUCUCAUUCAUUUUGUGAAUAAUACUUGGUGCUCUGUAAAUUCCUGGUUAGAAAAAGGUUUCUCAUUUGAUAUCACCCUGCAUUUUCCCUUUGUGAACCCUGUAAACAUCUUCUGUAUUGGAAGGGGGAAGCUGUUUUUCUGAUACUGCCAUUUGAAGCAUGUGCCAAUGUACUUCUACUGAAAUGCUGUUCACUUGCAAUGUAUUUCUCAUUGAUUUAUAUAAACUAAAUUAAAUUGUCGUAUUAAUAAUAGAUUGCUGGACAAUUUUAGACCACUUGUAGUGCAUUGAUUUUCAUCUGAUGUAGCCCCUGGAGUUGGAAGGCAUGCUGCUGAGACAUGGUUGAUAUGGUUGCCUUUUGGUUUGGUCUCUCUAAUUUCAGAAAUGAUCUUAAUUUAUUCCUUGAGAAGACCUGGUAAUAUUCUAGGCAUCAUGACAUAAUUAAAGGAUGUAAAUCUUGGAAAGGGACAUAGUGUGUUUCAUCAGCUGAUACAGUUCCUAAAAGCGGACAAGUUUUCAGAUGCAUGGACCUUCCAUAACAUUAAUAUAUAGUGCAUUUCUAUGUGAAUAGUAUCUGUUCUUAUCUGACUGAUCAUUUCUGAAUAUUUGCAUUAUAAAAUAGAAUAGUGCAAUUACUUUGUGUAUAAAAAUUGUCUAUAUCUAGUAUAUCUUAUUAGCACAGAAUAUAUAUGUAUAAAUGUUUCAUGUUAAUGUGCAAAAGAAAUUGCAAUAAAUUAUUUUUUCCACUGA
Molecule: messenger RNA, 6542 nt
Organism: Poecile atricapillus (Black-capped chickadee)
Lineage: Eukaryota; Metazoa; Chordata; Aves; Passeriformes; Paridae
Gene: GUCY1B1
Product: guanylate cyclase 1 soluble subunit beta 1
Exons: 13
Coding region: 80-1921 (613 amino acids)
Biological process (GO): cGMP biosynthetic process; response to oxygen levels
Cellular component (GO): guanylate cyclase complex, soluble
Molecular function (GO): guanylate cyclase activity; heme binding
Source: RefSeq, a predicted model, not a curated record